ACGCCCUGUUGACGACGACGCCCUCACGCAGACUACGCCGCCAUCACACGGAUCUGUAGCUGGAAGAUUUGCUCAGCCGGAACAGGGAGCCUGUUGGGCCAGCAGCAGCAAUAGCAUUGUUUUAAGUCGAAUUUGAAGGGGAUAGGGACAGAAACUCCACCACAACAACCCCAAACGCCUUAGCGAAUCACCAGCUCGAGCCCGGAGAUUCUGCACCGCCGCCAACAUGAGCAGCAACGGCAAUGACCAGUCGAACCCGAGCACCUUGUCGGGCAUGCUCUCGACCCUUGCCCCGGUCGCACUCGUCUCGGCAGUCUACAUUUCCAUCUUCCUUGUGCUCAGGAAGAGCCAGAGACGCUACUAUGCCCCGAGAACCUACCUCGGCAGCCUGCGGGAAGGCGAACGCUCGCCUCCCCUGCCCAGCGGCCUGUUCAACUGGGUCAGCCGCUUCUGGAAGAUCCCCGAUGUCUACGCGCUCCAGCACCAGUCUCUCGAUGCCUACCUCUACAUCCGCUACCUGCGCAUGGCCCUCGUCAUGUGCCUUGUCGGCUGCUGCAUCACCUGGCCUAUCCUCUUCCCCGUCAACGCCACGGGCGGCGGCGGCCAGAAGCAGCUCGACAUCCUGUCGUACGCCAACAUCGACCGGGAAAACCGCUCCAACCGCUACUACGCCCACGUCUUCGUCGGCUGGCUCUACUUCGGCUUCAUCAUGUACAUGAUCACGCGCGAGUGCAUCUUCUACAUCAACCUGCGCCAGGCCUUCCUGUUGAGCCCCUUCUACGCCAACCGCAUCUCCUCCCGCACCGUCCUCUUCACCUCCGUCCCGGACCCGUACCUGAACGAGGCCCGCCUGCGCAAGGUCUUUGGCCCCGCCGCCAAGAACAUCUGGAUCACCGCCGACACCAAGGAGCUCGACAAGCUGGUCGAGGAGCGCGACAAGGUCGCCAUGCGCCUCGAGAAGGCCGAGGUCAAGCUGAUCAAGCUUGCCCACAAGGCCCGCCAGGAGGCCAUCAAGAAGAAGAAGGGCGCCUCUGCCGAGGAGCCCGACAUGGACCCCAUCGUCGCUGACGCCGAGUCCGGCAGCAUCGCCGCCCGCUGGGUGCCCCAAAAGAAGCGCCCGACCCACCGCCUCGGGCCCCUGGGCCUGGUCGGCAAGAAGGUCGACACCAUCAACUGGUGCCGUGCCGAGCUCGAGCGCCUCAUCCCCGAGGCCGAGGCCGCCCAGGCCAAGUACCGCGCCGGAGGCUACAAGAACAUCCCCGGCGUCUUCAUCGAGUUCAGGACCCAAUCGGACGCCGAGCGCGCCGCCCAGAUCCUCGCCCACCACCAGGGACUGCACAUGAGCCCCGGCUACAUCGGCAUCCGGCCCGGCGAGAUCGUCUGGAAAUCGCUGUCCAUCCCCUGGUGGCAGAAGGUCAUCCGCCGCUAUGCCGUCAUCGCCUUCAUCUCCGCCAUGAUCCUCUUCUGGGCCAUCCCCGUCGCCUUCGUCGGUGCCGUCAGCAACAUCACCUACCUCGAGAGCCUCUCCUUCCUCACCUGGCUGCAAAAGAUCCCGUCUGUCAUCAUGGGCGUCGUCACCGGCCUGCUCCCCUCCGUCUUGCUAUCCGUUCUGAUGUCCUUGGUGCCCAUCGUGAUGCGCUUGUGUGCCAAGCUGGCCGGAGAGCCUUCUGAUUCCAGGGUCGAGCUGUUCACCCAGAAUGCCUACUUCGCCUUUCAAGUGAUCCAGGUCUUCCUGGUCACUACCCUGGCCUCGUCCGCCACGGCCGUCGCCAAGCAGAUCGUCGAUAACCCCGCAAGCGCCACCACCAUCCUGGCCAACAACCUCCCCAAAUCCUCCAACUUCUAUAUCUCGUACUUUAUCGUCCAGGGCCUAAGCAUUGCCACCAGCGUGCUGACCCAGGUCGUCGGCUUCUUCAUCUUCACUCUGCUGUACAAGUUCUUGGCCAACACCCCACGCACCCUCUACCAGAAAUGGUCCACCCUGAGCGCCAUCUCGUGGGGUAGCACCAUGCCCGUCUACACCAAUAUCGUGGUUAUCGCCAUCACCUACUCGUGCAUCGCCCCGUUGAUGCUCGGCUGGGCCACCGUCGCCAUGUUCCUCUUCUACUUUGCCUGGCGCUACAACGUUCUGUUCGUGACCGACACGCAGGUCGACACGCGCGGGCUCAUCUACCCGCGGGCCAUCAAGCAGCUCUUCACCGGCCUGUACCUGGCCGAGGUGUGCAUGAUCGGCCUCUACGGCGCGUCCGUCGCCCCGGGCCCGCUCGUCCUCAUGGUCGCCUGCCUCGUCUUCACCGUCCUCUUCCACAUCUCCCUCAACUCGGCCCUCAACCCGCUCCUCUACAACCUGCCGCUGACCCUCCUGGCCGAGGAGGAGUCCGGCCGCCUGCUCGACCCGGAGAAGACCGUGUCCGCGGAGCCGGUGGCCAGCACCGCCGAGAGCACCGCCGAGAACAAGGCCGGCAGCAAGGAGGACCGCGCCGCCGAGGACCUCGACGCGACCGAGGCCCGGGUGCGGGAAGCCCGCGAGGCCCGCAAGGCCGCCGCCGCCGGCGGCAACCCGUUCACGCGCUUCCUCAAGCCCUGGGUCUACGCCGACUACGCCGUCCUGCGCCGGCUGGUUCCCCGCAGCCUCGACCUGGACCCCUACCCGGACGAGGUCGCCGCCAACGCGUACUACCCGCCCUCGGUCACCAGCACCCCGCCGCUGCUGUGGGUGCCCCGCGACGCCGCCGGCGUCUCCAGGCAGGAGGUCGCCCACUCCGGCCGCGUCAUCCCCAUCACGGACGAGGGCUGCGAGCUGGACGAGAAAGGCCGGCUGGUCUGGGACCGCGAGAAGACGAGGCCGCCCGUCUGGGAGGAGAAGAUUUAUUAUUAAAGAAAGAAAGAAAAAACGGCAUGCAUCCCCAAGGGAAAAGGAAAGAAGGGUGUAUCUCUGGAUCUUCCAAACACCCCGCUCUUACAACACUUCUGUCGGGAGGGGGAAGCCACAAGGGCAGUGUGGAAGAAGAGAGCGUGAGAGGGAGCAGGUGUGGCCUGUUUGUUUUGAAAAGUGACUGUGACGUGCUCAGUCAUGAUGGGUCGAAGAAGGGGAAAAGGGGGGGGUUGAUGUGUAUGGUGAAUGACUUGUGUGGAUGGAUACCCAGAUACGAUGGAAGCUGAAUCUGAACCGAUCAGGUGUUUGUUGGUGUCAGAUAACAUUCUCUAUGCCCAUGCCCAUACAAAGGGGGUAAUAUAAUCUAAUUUUACAUUGCUACUCACAGGCGCGGCCCCGUGCCAGAGACGUGAUAGUGCCUGCUCCCGAGCAGCGUGCCUACGACGGAGUAGGAGGGGGCAGACAGACAAACAAACCUCGACUGGUAGGUAGGUAAGCGUGGCGGCGACAGGGGUUCACACACGCGGCCCGCCGCCCGCCGCCCGCGCGUGUGGGCGCCGGAUGCAUCGAGAUGUAGCGUGGCUGACGACCGACAAGGUCUCGGCACUGAUGGGGCUAGAGAUGGAAAGAGAUGGGGAAGAUGCGGGUAUGGUCCAAUAAUCGAAGGUGAGGAGGAAAAAGGGGGAAGGGGCUCACGAUGGCUGGCUUGAUUUUUCGCAACCGAUGAACGUGACGUGACCUCUGUCGUGCAUUAUACUCCUGUUGCUUACAGUGUAGGGUCAAGUGUUCCUCCCCGCGUGUAUAUGUAUAUGUAUGUGGCCGUACAUCGGGUCACGAGAGCAAC
Molecule: messenger RNA, 3719 nt
Organism: Thermothelomyces thermophilus ATCC 42464
Lineage: Eukaryota; Fungi; Ascomycota; Sordariomycetes; Sordariales; Chaetomiaceae
Exons: 5
Coding region: 227-2878 (883 amino acids)
Cellular component (GO): plasma membrane
Molecular function (GO): calcium-activated cation channel activity
Source: RefSeq, a predicted model, not a curated record